Messenger RNA from Closterium sp. Yama58-4, 2085 nucleotides. Lineage: Eukaryota; Viridiplantae; Streptophyta; Zygnematophyceae; Desmidiales; Closteriaceae. The record is from the annotation of a GenBank genome assembly.
AUGGUUACUGUGGACUCAGGUGGUGCUGGAGCUGGAGGUGCAGCCACUGGAGGUACUCGGUCUGGGGGUUCUCGUUCGAGGGGUGCUGGAGUUGGAGGUGCUGGCGCAGGUGGCACUAGCUCUGGGGGUGCUAGAGUUGGAGGUGCUGGCACUGGAGGUGCUAGUUCUGCGGCUGCUGGAGCUAGAGGUGCUGGCACUGGAGGUACUACCUCUGGGGGUGCUGGGGUUGGAGGUCCUGGCACUGGGGGUGCUAGGACACGGGGCGCUGGAGCUGGGGACCUUGACCCUGGUGGUACCCCCUCUGGGAACACUGGUACUGGGGGUGCUAGCGGCCUGCCGGUGUGCGCGCGAGGAGCAGGAGCGGUUGGAGCGGGAGCGGCAGGAGCUGCGGCAGUUGGACCUGCUGGAGUAGCAACGGCAGCAGCAGCAGCAGCAGCAGCGGCAGCAGCAGCCGCAGCAGCAGCAGCCACCGCAGCCCGUGGUCACACCACCUCCCUUUCUACCCCUAUCACUGACUACAACCGUACAGUGCGUCCUGUUGUCUCGCAUAUUCUCGCCUCUCUUGUCACCGACCCUCGUGCCUCUCCGUCGUCUGUCUCCGCUCUCACUGCCGCUGUCACUGCCUUUGCAUCCACCCGCCGCCUUGACUUUGGCACCCGUGUCGUCGCUGCACCGCCUGCCCGUCCUGAGGCCGCCGGGGGUGGGUUUGCCCUUGGCUGUGACGUCCUCGAGGACAGACAGUUUGAGUUGGAGUUCUUGGCAGCUGCUUCCCCCUCUCUCUGUGCCAUGCUACUUUCCCCUGAGGGAGACCCCGAUGCCCUUGACAUACCGACUCCUCGCACGUACCGUGAGGCAGUGUUAGGGGAGUGGGCCUCUCAGUGGAAAGCGGCCAUGGACUCAGAGUUGGCGUCUUGGAGAUCCACAGGCACCUACGUCGACGCUGUUCCCCCUCCCGGGGCAAACGUUGUCGAUGGCAUGUGGUUCUUCAAGGUGAAGUGGCCGCCUGGAUCACGGCCUGUGUUCAAGGCGCGUUACGUGGCUAGAGGCUUCAGUCAGCAUGAGGGAGUUGACUUCUUCCAGACCUUCGCCCCGACCCCGAAGAUGACUACUCUUCGGGUGUUACUCCACGUAGCAGCACUGCGAGACUUCGAGCUGCACUCUCUUGACUUCUCCACUGCCUUCCUCCAGGGCCGCCUACACGAGGAGAUCUGGCUGCGCCGUCCUCCUGGUUUCACUGACACCUUCCCACCUGGGACCCAGUGGAGCCUGAGGCGACCAGUCUACGGUCUCCGCCAGUCGCCCCGUGAGUGGCACGACACUCUGCGCUCCACGCUUUGUGACCUAGGGUUUCGUCCCUCCUCUGCUGACCCGUCGAUGUUUGUUCGCACUAGCUCCACUCCCUUCUUUAUCCUGGUCUACGUCGACGACCUGGUGUUUGCUACAGCUGACAGGGCAGCACUGGCGGAGGUGAAGUCCGAACUGCAGAAGAGACACACGUGCACUGACCUCGGUGAGCUGCAGCGCUACCUUGGCCUGCAGAUCACCAGGGACAGAGCCGCUCGCACCAUCACACUGACUCAGUCACACAUGGUGCAGCAGGUCCUUCGGCAAUUCAGGUUUCAGUUCUCCACCACACAGUCCACUCCUCUUGCCCUUGACCACCGUCUCACUGGCCCCUUUCCCGACGAGCCCUUUGAGUCUAGUGGUCCCUACGCAGAGCUUGUGGGCUGCCUCAUGUACCUGAUGACUUGUACGCGUCCGGACCUCGCCUUUCCCCUCAGCGUCCUCUCUCGCUUUGUUGCGACUGGGAGACACCGUCCCGUUCACUGGACGGCUGCUGUGAGGGUGGCGAAGUACCUAGCGACUACAUCAGGCAUGGGACUUGUGCUUGGUGGGAGAGAGCCAGUUGUGCUGACCGGUCACUGCGACUCUUCCUACGCUGACGACGUGGAGACUCAGCGCUCGACCCAGGGUUACUGCUUCAGCUUGGGAGCUGGAGCUGUGUCGUGGAGGUCUACACAGUCGUCGUCCGUGGCUACGUCCAGUGCCGAGGCAGAGAUUUACGCCGGUGCUAUGGCUGCGUAG